AUGCCAGCCACACCGUGGGGCAGUCACAGGAAUUGCAGAAGAGGUAACGCCAUUGCUAACUACCUGGCUACCAGUGACCUAGUUGUCAUCAAGAAUGGUAAUCCGACGUAUAUGAGGCCGCCUCGAUAUAUGAAUGCCAUUGAUCUCACCCUGAUUACACAGGAUAUCACCUUAAAGUGGGAAACUGAGCCCGACACAUGGGGUUCGGAACACUUCCCUAUUGUGCUGUCGCGCUCACGUCGGAAUAAUGUGCCCAGGAAAACGAAGAAAAUAACAAACUGGGAGAAAUACAGACAGGGACUGGCCAACUCCACGGCAGAUGACCUGCUCCACUGUAUAAAGACGUCCUUGGCAAAUAGUACGAAGACAGUAUUUUACCCCACCUCAAUGCCUGUUCCUGGCCUUAAGUUCCUCAAUCUCCGAGCCGUGCGACGUCGGGCACAGAGAAGAGCAAUAAGAACCGGGCUAGAGGUCGACUGCAUCUCGUACAAGCGAAUCUCGGCUGCACAUAGAAGACACGUAUUAAAACUGAGGCGCACACAGUGGAAGCAGUUUAGUGCGUCCCUUACUGCUCACACUCCUGUCACAAAAGUAUGGAGUGCACUGAGAGCCAUUGAAUGCCUCCCUCAGCCGUCAAACCCGCUGGUCACGCUGUCCGUUUCAUCCAAAAGAGAGCCUAAGGAUCCUGCAGACGAGUUGGUCACAGAACUAGCGCAAGUGGCCAGCUGCAAUGAUCCUCGUCCAUCACUUAGGGUCUCAGCUUCCGAUGGUUCCCCAACAGAAGUGGCCACAGGACUCAGGCACGCCAGGGAGUCAAAUGCAUUCGCUCUUGCCCUGUUCUUAGAUGUGAAGAAAGCGUACGAUUCUGUAAAGCACUCAGCCUGUUUAUUGGCGCUAACUGAAGCCAGGAUCACUGGGUGUCUCCUGAGAUUCAUUGUAGACUUUUUGUCAGACAGAAAGUUCGACGUGUCUGUUAGCGGCCACAUUAGUUUCACAAACUAUUUUCAGCGAGGGGUCCCGCAGGGCAGUGUACUGUCCACCACGCUGUUCAACUUAAUCAUGGCUGGGAUCCAGAAACGAAUGCGCCACAACUAA
Messenger RNA from Ornithodoros turicata, 1095 nucleotides. RefSeq lists its product as uncharacterized. The record is from RefSeq and is a predicted model, not a curated record. The transcript has a single exon. Lineage: Eukaryota; Metazoa; Arthropoda; Arachnida; Ixodida; Argasidae. Bases 1 to 1095 code for a protein of 364 amino acids. Gene Ontology annotation, molecular function: catalytic activity.